AUAUUAGAGAAGCAGCUAAAAAUUAUCUAAUUCUUCAACAAGAAUUAAAUAAUAGCUUACAACUAGUAAAAGAACUUUUAAAUACUAAAGAUAUUAAUCAAUUAUUUGAUACUAUUUUAAAAUUAGAUCAAACUAUAUUAAAAACUGAUAAAACCUGGAAAUCUGUUAAAAAUAAGAAAUGUGAGAAAAAAGAGUGCAAUAUUUGUGAGCCUAUAAGGCUUCCACAAGAUAUUUUUGACCAAAUUCAUCAUUUUCCAGAUCCAAUUCCAGGAAAAGAUGAUCAUUAUGCUUCUUUAGAUUAUGUAUAUACACAAAGAGCAAAAAAUGUUGGAGUAACAGUUAUGUGUUCAGAAUGUGAAAGAUGGCGAUUGUUUUAUUCCAAACAAAAACUAAAUGAACAAGAAAAAAAAUUGCUACUUGCAUUUUUGGAUACUAUUGAAUAUUCUUGCAGAUCAUCAUUUUAUAAUGCAGAAAACCUUUUUGGAAUUCAAAAGCAAAUUUCUUUACAACCAAUUAAUGAAUUAGAAUUAGAAAAUAACUCAGAGUCUGAAUUCGUAGUUACUAGAUUAAAAUCAAAAGGUAAAAAGCGAGUUAGUAGUGAAAUUGAAUCAAGUAAUAGCAAACAUAUUGGGAAUAAUACUGAUGAUUCAUUAAACCAAAAUAUGCAAUAUUCAGAUUCAGAAAUUUGGGAAAAUUUAUUUUAUACAAAUACUGAUAUUAAUAGUGAAUUAAUAGAUAGUAAAAAAAGCAGCAAUAAUAGUGAAUUCACAUAUAGUGAAGAAAAUGAUUAUUAUAAUGAUGAUAAACUGGCAAAUAGUAAAGUGAAUGUUGAUGACUCUAGUGAAUCUAUAAUUAAUGAAUUAAUAAGUAGUGAAGAAAGUAAUUAUGAUAAUAAUGAACUAGCAAAUUGUAAAGUGAAUGAUAAUAAUUCUAGUGAAUCUAUAAAUAAUGAAUUAGUAAAUAGUGAAGAAAGUGAUUAUGAUUCCGAAACCAAAAGUUUAUCAAGCCUUGAUGCUGACAAAACAAUGAUUAAACAGUUAUUUGAAAAGGUGUUUAUAAAUGAUGGAUUAACAUGUAAUUCUCCGAUGAAAAAGGCUUAUUACUCUGCCCAAAUAUUUUCAUUGCUAUGUUUUAAUUGCGGUGAUACUGAUAUUGUUACUCCAAUUCUAGCUACUCAAUAUCCAUUAUGCACAGAAUGUACACAAAAAGGUGUUAAAACACCAACUCGUGGAAAGUCCUUAAAAUUUAUAGCACGUAUUCACAAAAACAAAAAAAAGUUAGUACAAAAAUAA
Molecule: messenger RNA, 1292 nt
Organism: Scutellospora calospora
Lineage: Eukaryota; Fungi; Glomeromycota; Glomeromycetes; Diversisporales; Gigasporaceae
Source: the annotation of a GenBank genome assembly